AUGGAAACCCUUUAUCAAGAAUACCAUUAUCCUGCCAUCCAAGACCUCAAGGUCACAAUCCAAGACUCAACCCUUGUGUUUCCCUCCCAAGAAACUGAUAAAAAAUCCAUUUUCUUAUCUAACUUAGACUUAGACCUACCUCUCAAUUUCAAUGUCGAAACAGUCCAUUUCUUCAGCCCCGACAUGGAUUUCCCUCCACAACUUGCGGCCAAUAAGCUCAAAUUUGCACUAGAAAAAGUUCUGGUAACACAUGAUUUCUUGGUUGGAAGGUUGAAAUUGAACAGCAAGACGGGGCAGUUGGAAAUCGACUGCAAUGCAUCCAGUGUUGGCUUCGUAGUGGCUACUUCUUUGUUGGCACUUGAUGAGAUUGGGGACUCGGACUAUCCAAAUCCAGCAUUUAGGCAGCUUAUUGUCCAAAGCUUGGAAAACUUAGGACCAAACGAUCAGCCACUUUGCAUCUUUCAGGUUACAUCCUUUAAAUGUGGAGGUUUUGCAAUGAGCAUAUCGACUAAUCAUGUUUUGUUUGAUGGAAUGGGCUUCGUAAUCUUCUUACGAAACCUUGCUUCCCAAGCUUUUGAUGAUAAACCCUUGGCUAUUGUUCCAUUCAAAGAUCGAUGCCUCCUGGCUGCCAGAUCACCAUCGCGUGUCACAUUCACGCAUCCCGAGCUUCACAAACUCGAUAUUCCAAUCGAUGUCGAACGUCCAAGCUCUCAAAAUCUUCAGACUAAGCUCCAAUGA
Molecule: messenger RNA, 738 nt
Organism: Fraxinus pennsylvanica
Lineage: Eukaryota; Viridiplantae; Streptophyta; Magnoliopsida; Lamiales; Oleaceae
Source: the annotation of a GenBank genome assembly